This is a messenger RNA of Linum tenue, 1472 nucleotides long. The record is from the annotation of a GenBank genome assembly. NCBI's taxonomy places the organism in Eukaryota, Viridiplantae, Streptophyta, Magnoliopsida, Malpighiales, Linaceae.
GAAUUCCUCCGUAACUCCACUACCUCAACUUCUCUCGAAUCCGUUCUCUUUUCUUCUCUAUACUUGUUUGAGGCUUGCAGGGAGGAAUUGUCGUCUUGGGGUGAUGCCGGACGGUGAGAGCGGUUGACGGAAUUGCUAUACGGAGGUCAGAAUCUUGGUUUUGUGGCACACUCCGAGGGUGCGGUUCUCGGUUUAGGCAUCAGAGGAGCUGGCACGCAUCGUUCAAUUUUGCUCAUCUUUUGAUUGACGAGUUAGGGUUUCUCUUCCUUUGUUGUGAUCGUGUUCUUGAUGAAUGGCCUAGUUAAUGUUCUUAGCUAGUAGCCAUCGAUCGAACCGUUCCGGAGCUAAUUCUUUAUUGUUCGUGUCUUUAGCUUCCGCCAGUAGCCAAUUACCUCCGCUGGUCGCAUUUGUUUUGAUCUUGAGAUCGAAAUCAGGCGUUGCGUUCUAAUAUGGAUCCUCAGCACUUGGCAGAAACCCUCAAGCAUUUGUCAAAGCAAGAUGAGCUAUUGAGGGAAGUUUUGGGUUCGUUGCAGGGUGAGCUGACCAAGCUCAAGGCCGAGGAGCUAAUGCUGAUGGAGAAAUACAGUCAACUAAAGAAUCCUCUUGAACUUAUCAUACGGGUAUUAUUGCCUGAAUCUAAAUUGCUGUUAUUCCCUCUGUAUUGAUGAGUUUCUCCCCCCUUUACUGGGAGAAUCAAAGCGUAGGUUCUGUGCUGUCGUUCUCGUAAGUAGAAAGGAUAUUGCCCAAGAUUGGCUUUUGGUCUCCAUGGUGUUGGUUGUUUAGCUAUGAUUCAUUUUUACCUUUCAGUGUGUCAUCCCUUGCCUCAAUGCUCAAUUUGCUUCUUGUUGGAUGUUUAGCUUAUGAUUCUUGUUUUUGGUAGAGCAAGGAGGAUGGCAAUGGACUUGAUGGCGAAACUGGGCAGACCGAGGAGGACGGCAAUGGACUUGAUGGCCAAACUGGGCAGACCAUUCCUUUAAUUACAUCCGGCACAAAUGACUCUGUUGGUGAUGAAGUAGAUCACACAGCCACCUCUAACAAAGAUAAGUAAUCUCAGUCGUGAAUUUAUGAGCUUUCUGCUCAUGUUCUUGUGUAGGCACAAUUUUGUUGAUGAAAUUCAUAUGUACCGCUUCCACAAGUGAGAAUUAAACGUCGCAACAUUUUAUCAAAGAUUUGUAUUUGUUGAAGAGGAGAAAAGCCAUGCAUGCGAGACAGCUGAUGUGUAUCCCAUGGAGCAACCCGUUACUGAAUGAUGAUAGCGUGCUCUAAUAUAGUGCAUUUGAUUUUUCAUGUCAUACUGUGGGUUGGGUUUUUAUGUAAUGGGGCUUUAUUAUUGCAUCUAUCUCGUCUUUCUUACAUAAUAGAUAUGCGCACGCUUGCGCUCCGCACCCAGUGGUAUAGAACACUCUAAAUGUGUUGGUAUGAAAUUAGUAAAAUGUAACUCCCUAAACAGCAAGAAAAAUCCGAAGUGUGGG